This is a messenger RNA of Dromiciops gliroides (monito del monte), 5556 nucleotides long. RefSeq names its product 5-hydroxytryptamine receptor 2A (gene HTR2A). Gene Ontology annotation, biological process: chemical synaptic transmission; G protein-coupled receptor signaling pathway, coupled to cyclic nucleotide second messenger. The record is from RefSeq and is a predicted model, not a curated record. The coding region runs from base 407 to 1816 and encodes 469 amino acids. Gene Ontology annotation, molecular function: G protein-coupled serotonin receptor activity; neurotransmitter receptor activity. NCBI's taxonomy places the organism in Eukaryota, Metazoa, Chordata, Mammalia, Microbiotheria, Microbiotheriidae. Gene Ontology annotation, cellular component: dendrite; plasma membrane. The transcript has 4 exons.
AAGACAGGCUGCAAGGAAUUCCAUUCCUGUUGAAAUCCGUGAUCCCUUGGUGGAGACAGCUCCUUCCACUUGGUGUGAUUUCUUCUGUGUGACUUUGCGAGGGGCUCUGGUAUUACUGCUAAAUGUAUGGCUCACAGAGGGAACAGCACAAGGCAGAAGGAAGCAAGCUGACUGGCUCACAGACGGGAAAGAGAGAGGAGCCCACAGCACAGCAACUGGCUUCCCUCUAGAGCGUGCAGUUUUGAAGUCAGCAAAACUGAAAUCAAAUUACCAUCAUAUUGUGUGGGUGAAGGAUUAAAGAGACGGGACUACCGACUGGCUUAAUGAGGAUGAAGGAUCCAGUAAGUCAAAGAACAACCAAGUCCAUCUAAUGUCUGGAUUCUGAAGCCUCGUUUCAGGUUGAGAAAUGGAUAUUCUUGCAGAAGAGGAUAGCUCUGUGACCCCAACUACAAACUCUUUAAUACAAUUAAACCAUGACGGAAGACUUUACAAACCUGAUUUCCUCUCUGGAGAGAAUAAUACUUCUGAUGCCCUUAACUGGACGGUGGAUGCUGAAAAUGGCACAAACUUCUCCUGUGAAGGUGGCCUGGCGCCCCCAUGUUACUCCUUACUUCAUUUCCCGGAGAAAAACUGGCCCGCAUUGCUGACAGCUAUAGUAAUUGUUCUCACCAUUGCUGGAAACAUACUUGUCAUCAUGGCAGUCACGCUGGAGAAGAAACUGCAGAAUGCCACCAAUUACUUUCUGAUGUCACUUGCCAUUGCUGAUAUGCUGCUGGGUUUCCUGGUGAUGCCAGUGUCAACAUUAACCAUCUUGUAUGGGUAUAAAUGGCCUUUGCCCACAAAACUCUGUGCAGUCUGGAUUUAUCUGGAUGUGCUUUUCUCCACUGCUUCCAUCAUGCAUCUCUGUGCAAUCUCCUUGGACCGCUAUAUUGCUAUUCGGAACCCCAUUCAUCACAGUCGCUUUAACUCAAGAGCUAAGGCAUUUUUGAAAAUAAUUGCUGUUUGGACCAUAUCAGUAGGUAUAUCAAUGCCAGUUCCAGUCAUUGGCCUACAAGAUGACUCCAAAGUCUUUAAAGAAGAGAGCUGCUUAUUGGCUGAUGAGAACUUUGUCCUGAUUGGCUCUUUUGUGUCCUUUUUCAUCCCCUUAGCCAUUAUGGUGAUCACUUACUUUUUAACAAUAAGGACACUUCAGAAAGAAGCUACUUUAUGUGUGAAUGAUGUUGGCACAAAGAACAAAUUGUCAUCUUUCAGCUUCCUCCCUCAAAGCUCCCUGUCUUCAGAAAAGCUCUUCCAGCGCUCCUUGCACAAGGAACCUGUGUCUUAUGGAAGAAGGACUAUGCAGUCUAUCAGCAACGAACAAAAGGCUUCCAAAGUCCUUGGUAUUGUUUUCUUCCUGUUUGUUGUAAUGUGGUGCCCCUUCUUCAUCACCAAUGUGAUGGCAGUCAUCUGCAAGAAGUCAUGCAAUGAAAAUAUCAUUGGAAUUCUGCUGAAUGUAUUUGUUUGGAUUGGUUACCUCUCUUCUGCUGUCAAUCCAUUAGUGUAUACACUAUUCAAUAAAACUUAUCGGUCUGCUUUUUCUCGUUAUAUCCAGUGUCAGUACAAGGAGGACAAGAAACCUCUUCAGUUGAUUUUAGUGAACACCAUACCUGCAUUAGCUUACAAUUCUAGGCAAGUCCAAGUGACACAAAAGGAUGAACAGAAAGACUCUGAGGUGACAGAUAAAGACUACACUGGGAUUGAUAUCGGAAUACACAAUUUAGAUAAUUCACCCAAGGACAGUGUCAUCCCAGUGAAUGAAAAGGUUAGUUCUGUGUGAUCAUGCUAGACAGUGAGCUGCUACUAUAGCAACCAUGGAGUACAGACUGAGAACGUGUUCACCUAACUGAAAAUAGAAAGACACUUGGAAAAAUUAGUCCAGUCUAAUAGACCCAUCAAUAGCAUCAACAUACUCCUAAUGUUAUUCUGUCAAUGGAAAGCAGAGUUAAAUACCACAAGAAUUGCAUCUUUUUAAAAAAAUAAAAGAAAUUCAUAAAGAAUUUCAGCUAUUUUAAACAUAGCCUUUACUAAACUUAUUUUUUAAUAUCUUAAAAAAUAUAUUUCUUAAAGGCAAAUACCAUUUAUGGUAUAAUUUUAAUGAUGGCCACAAAUAAAUCAAUUUUGAUAUUUUUAUUUUGAAAAUGAAAACUGUGCUGCUGUGUCAUUUAUUGACAGCAUAGAAUUGAAUUAGUUACUUUCUAGUAUAAUUAUUAAUAAAAAGAAAUUUGAAGAUAAUGAAUAUUUUUAGAACCUUUGGAAUAAAGGAUAAUGUUAAUUAAUCUGUUGACAUAUAUACUUUGAAAAAACCACCCAGGGUACUUCUCUUAUAAUAACAAUAAUAAUAAUAACUAUACUGAUGAAAUAAUUAUAUAGAAAAUUUGGUAAUAUUUUAUUAAUAUUAUUUAUUCAGAUGUCAUUCUAAAAUAUAAGUGAGCUCUCUGCUAUUUACCAUAUGCUGCAUUUCAAGUUAAUUUUCCUCAAAAGUUGUAAAAUGUUAUUUAGUUAAUAUUAUUUCCAGUUCCUUUAAAAUAUAUAUAUGCUUCAUUCUGAAUGUCUCCUGUGUCCUCAUGCUGGAUUUUGGAUAUAUCAUUGAAGGUACUUGUUCAUAUUACCAAAUAGAUUUAUAGAAAAUGUUUUUAGAAAAGAUUAUUCUUAAUAUAUCCUUUGAUUUUUCUGUGAUGCCAUGUCUUUAUGACAACAACAACAAAAAUGUUUUGGAAGUGAAUCAAAGCAGAUGAUGCUUGAUAACAACAUCUGAGGCCAAGUCUAAGAUCAUGCCACAUUGGAUGUGUUCAGUCAGUACAGCUGUCUUUACAAUCGAUACUAAUCAGCAGAAAUGAGCCUAUUCACAUUAGUCAUUAAAACAGCAGAAAUUAAAGAGAACUGAUGUCACCUUUAGUUCAUUUCACGUACAUUAACAAAAAGGUAACUUAUGAAACAGUUUCACCUCCUUUCAGUUUUCCUUCCCCAUUCCUACCUCUACCCUAACCCCAAAAUAUUUGUUAUUGAUACCUUGAGGGGAAUCCUAUAAACUAAAACCUACUGAUUAGUCAUUAAGGCAUUAGUUCACACUCUGUCUUUUUUUUAACACCUUGGCUAUUAGCUCCAGGCAGAAAACCAAAGCAACAAACAAAAGAGUAACAGAAAACAGUGGUCUUAUGCAGGAAGCAUCAUGAUGUAGGUGAAAGAGUUCUGGAUGUGGAGGUAGGGGACCCAGGUUCAAUCCUGACUAUUAGACUUACAAAUUCACAACUUUAGGUAGGUCACCUAACCUCCUUAGGCCUCAGCUUUCCCAUUUGCAAAAUGGGAAUUCAACAAGCAUUUAUUAAGUAUCUGGGGUUACAACAAUAUAAAACAUUACUUGCCUCAAAGAAAUGACAUUAUGCUGAAGAGGUGGCAACUAAGAUCCUUUCCAAUUCCAAGUCUGCAAUAGACCCAAUCUAUGUUGCUAAAAAAUGUAUUGUUUUACCUAAAGUUUUAUUCCUUCUUUCUAAGAGAAAAAAAGGCCUAUUUUUACAUUAUUAAGUAAUGCUAGACUAUGUAUAACAGCAGAGGAUCUGUUACUUCCUUAAAGGCUUUUCUGGUUUAGUGUUUUUUUUCCCCAAGGAUAUUUAAACAUAGGAUAUUCACACCUUGAUCGUGAAUCUUUCAACUAUUAUACUUGGUCAAAUAGUACUGUAGUUGCUGUUGAAAUAAAUAGGAUGAUAUGUGGUUACCAACAAGAAAGUCCCAUAUUGCCAAUUCUGUUAAGAUAUAAAGAAUUACUCACCCUCCCCACCCCAACCCCAGGUCUUCAGAACAUAUUCAAAUGAAUUAUGGGGAAGGAAGAAGUUGGAAUUCCUGGGGGGGGGGGGCGGGUUGCCAUUUCUGUCAUUUACAGCUGCUUUAAGGAUAAAUUCAGUAGUUAUGAUCUACCAGAUAUAUUGCUGACUGAAGUAAUGGUAAGGUAAUUCAAAAGCUAGAAUAUAUAGUAUACAGCUGGUACCAAGCCUGUAUUUGAACUGAAUUAUUCUUUAAUGGUUAUGUAGAUGUAUUGGAUAAAGUUCAAAUGCUACCAAAUUUCUUGUUUAAUGUAUUUUGCCUUAGUUUGUGAUGUUGCACAUCUUUCUAUGUAUAUUAGAGAAAAGUUGGAAUUCCUACCCUCGUAUAGCCUAUCUUGAAUUGAAUGUACAUAAUUAUUGCCUGACAGCUACCUGAUAACUAUAUAGGUAUUAUCAAUGUUCAUCAGUGUGUUUCUCACUCUCCAUGAAGUAUACAUCUUUUAUUAUGUAUAUAUAAAGAUGGUUAUGUAUAUAUGUAUAUAUACAGAUAUGUUCAGUUGAUCUAAUAUUUAUAUAUUUAUAUGGAGAGAGAGAAACUAAUGAAAAUACAUUGUAUUUAUAUAAAUAUAUAUACAUAUAUGGGCAUGUUUGUAUUUUGUAUAUUUCAAUGUGAAACUGUGUUCUAAGAUUUUGUAAUAUACCCCUUGACUGUCACAGCAGAUUAAAGUGAUAUAGUGUCAGCAGCUUUUUUAUAAACUGGAAGUUUGUCUUAAAUAAUUUGGAAACACAAUGUUAACAUAAUUGUGAUGGAAAUGAAAGAAUAUAGUUGCAUAUGGAUGUAUAUGUAUAUGUGUCUGAACACAUACAUAUAUAUGUACAAAUAUAUAUGUAUAUGUCAAUUCUUUAAGCAUCUGUGAUUCCAUGGCUCUGGGUGCUUCCUCCACCAACACAGAUGGACAGCAUACUCUUCAUACCGUGAUAAAUAGGUCUUUGUCAGUUGCUGUGACAUUCAUCACCCAGUGGCCAGUCUUCUAGAGUGGACCUUGGAGGAGAGACAUAUGGUCCUUUGCUGAUCCCGAACUCAAUGCUUUUUCAUCUUACAAGAAUCUACCAGAUAGCACCCUCCCCUGGAGUAGCCACUGAAACCACGGUUUCAUUCUACAUUAUAAUAAGGCAUUGAAGAAGAACUACUGUGGAGGCAGUUACAUAUAAACACAGGUAUUUGGUUUAUUGGUCUCAGAUAAACCAAAACCUUAGGGCACUUUAUAAUCUCAGUCUGGGGGUUUUCUGACUACUUUAUCUUUUCCAGUGAAUUCUUUAUUUUCCAUAAAGAUACGGACUCUUUGAGAAACUGAUAGAUCUUGAAAGACUGACUUUAAAGGAUUCACUCAACCAAUAGUAUUAUUCAUAUUAUUGUUUUAUUUUUUUUUCCUUUAGUAAAACUCAUAUGGUAAAUCCUUCUAACAUGAUGUAAAAGGAUAAAUGCCAUCACCAUCUCAAAGAAAAGUUCUCAGGAGCAGAAUGCAUAUAUUUAAUCUGCUUGACCACAGUGCCAUCUCAUGGUCAUUUUUAAAAGUGCUAUUCUAGCCAACCAAGUUACUGUGCUGCUUUUUAGCAAAUGGUGCUGUUGCCGUUUUGUGCGUCACUGGAAAGUAUUCAUAAAGCAUUGAAUUAUUCUGUAUGAUAUGAUAUGCAACAAGUACAGUACAAAUUAUUUUGUGUAUGGAGUUUGAUUAAAGCAAAUUUAGGACUUCAAAGA